AUGGAGGAGACAAAGCCAUUGGGAGGGAAUCAUCCCCAGCAGCAACAACAACAAAAACAACAACAACAACAACAACUCCUCUAUCAACACCAAUUACAACAGCAACAGCGACAACAGCAGCAGAUGCUUCUGUUGCAGCAAUUGCAGAAACAGCAGCAACAACAACAGCAACAAGCAGCAAUGUCUAGAUUCCCGUCGAACAUCGACGUGCAUCUCCGACCGCCGGGGAUGAUUCAGAAUCGACCAAUUAAUCCUCCUCAGCAGAAUCCGACCCCUAACCCGAGCGCAGGCACCAAUUUGGGACAACAGACACCUAAUUUUCAACAGCAGCAGCAGCAGCAGAUUGCAUCGAGCCAGCAGAUGAUGCAGCAACAGCAACAACAGCAGCAGCAGAAAUUGAUGAGGCCGUUGAAUCACAUCGAGCUUCAAUUCGCUUAUCAGGACGCUUGGCGUGUCUGUCACCCGGACUUCAAGCGACCUUUCUCUUCUCUCGAAGACGCUUGCGAGAGAUUGUUACCUUACCAUGUAGUGGCAGAUUACGAAGCAGAAGAGGAUGAUAGGAUCCUUGACUCAGACCCAACAGGGCAGGCUUUAUCCCGCUCUCAGCAGUGGGAUAACAACAUCGCCGCUAAAGUCGCCGAAUUCACGGCAACGUUUGAGAAACAAGCCCUAGCUUUCAACAUAAUAACUCGAAAGAGAUCGAUGGGAGAGUUCAGAUCUGAGGAGAGGCUGAUGAUAGAGCAAGCUCUGCUGCAAGAAGAAAGAAAGGCGUUGUUCGAGCUGAAAGCAGAAAUGGACAGAGAGAAAGCUGGCAGGGAGGCUCAGGAGGCGAAGCUGCGAAUGGCGGCUUUGGCUCAGGCGGGACAGUCGCAGUCUCAUGCUGAGAUUAUGGCUCGGAACCCUUUGAGGGCUAAUGCGGUUGGGAAUCAGGGGAGUAAUAUUCAGCUGAGCCAUGAGAUGGGAGAGCAAGGACGUGGCAUGAACCCUGAUGAGAUGAUGAAUGGAUGGGGGAAUAGUAGUCAGAGAGAGGAGAAGGAACCUUCGGAGGAUUUCUUGAAUGAUGAGGAGAAUGAGAAUGGUGAGACUGGUGAGCAAGAAACCUGGCGUGAAGCAGGAGAAUUCGAUUUGAAUAGCCGGUAA
Molecule: messenger RNA, 1140 nt
Organism: Microthlaspi erraticum
Lineage: Eukaryota; Viridiplantae; Streptophyta; Magnoliopsida; Brassicales; Brassicaceae
Source: the annotation of a GenBank genome assembly